Molecule: messenger RNA, 1026 nt
Organism: Hansenula ciferrii
Lineage: Eukaryota; Fungi; Ascomycota; Saccharomycetes; Phaffomycetales; Wickerhamomycetaceae
Product: Mitochondrial RNA-splicing protein MRS4
Exons: 1
Coding region: 1-1026 (341 amino acids)
Biological process (GO): iron import into the mitochondrion
Cellular component (GO): mitochondrial membrane
Molecular function (GO): ferrous iron transmembrane transporter activity
Source: RefSeq, a predicted model, not a curated record
AUGCCAUUAUCAACAGAAACAUCAAAAAUAUUUCAAAUGCCACCACCAACUCCUCCAACAAAUUCAAAUGAAGCAACAAUCAAUAAUAAUAAUACCAAAAUUCAAAAUAACUUAAUAAAUAAUAAUAAUAAUAAUGAUUCAAUAGAAAUUGAUUAUGAAGCAUUACCUGAAACUGCAACAUUAGGUGCUCAAUUAGCUGCGGGAGCAUUUGCUGGUAUAAUGGAACAUUCAAUAAUGUUCCCAGUUGAUGCAAUUAAAACUCGUAUGCAAUCUUUUAAUACUACAACUGUUUAUACUGGUGUCUUAAAUGCUAUAACGAGAAUUAGUUCUACUGAAGGUUCAAUGGCACUUUGGAGAGGUAUUAAUUCAAUGGUUUUAGGUGCUGGUCCUGCACAUGCUGUUUAUUUUGCAACUUAUGAAUAUGUCAAGAAAAAUUUAAUUGAUGAUGAAAAUCAAACAAAUCAUCAUCCAAUUAAAACUGCAUUUGCUGGGUCAUGUGCUACAGUUGCAGCAGAUGCAUUAAUGAAUCCAUUUGAUACUUUAAAACAAAGAAUGCAAUUAGGUUCAUCAAAUCAUUCAAAUUCUAUGUUUCAAUUGGCAAAAUUUAUGUAUAAAAAUGAAGGUUUCAAGAGUUUUUAUUAUUCUUAUCCAACAACAAUAAGUAUGAAUAUACCAUUUGCUGCAUUAAAUUUUAUGAUUUAUGAAAGUUCAACAAAAUUAUUUAAUCCACAAAAUAAUUAUGAUCCAAUAGUACAUUGUUUUUGUGGUGCAUUAUCUGGUGCUACAGGUGCUGCAUUAACAACUCCAUUAGAUUGUAUAAAGACUUUAUUACAAAUUAGAGGUGAAUCCAAAAAUAUUGAUGUUAGAAAUUCAAACACUUUAACAAAAGCUGCAAGAACUAUUUAUCAACUAAAUGGUAUGUCUGGAUUUUGGAGAGGUUUAAAACCAAGAAUUAUUGCAAAUGUUCCAUCAACUGCAAUUUCUUGGACUGCUUAUGAAAUGGCUAAACAUUUUUUACUUGAUUAA